Molecule: messenger RNA, 1352 nt
Organism: Periophthalmus magnuspinnatus
Lineage: Eukaryota; Metazoa; Chordata; Actinopteri; Gobiiformes; Gobiidae
Gene: nhej1
Product: nonhomologous end-joining factor 1
Exons: 9
Coding region: 181-1146 (321 amino acids)
Biological process (GO): double-strand break repair via nonhomologous end joining
Cellular component (GO): nucleus; DNA ligase IV complex
Molecular function (GO): DNA end binding
Source: RefSeq, a predicted model, not a curated record
GCACAAGGAAGCGCCUGACCAGCCCCGUAUGUAAACAAACCUUUCUCUGGAGAAAAUUGUCUUAUAUUUAGUAAAAAACAAACGUCUAAAUAUACCCAAACUCUGUCAUCAUGAGGCUCUGACACCCAGAGUCCAGGUGACCAGCACGUUCCUCUGAAGCUCCUGCAGCCGGUCCCUAAAAUGGCGUCCAGCGUGGGCCCCUCCUCACUGCUCCUCUCUCGUCCCUGGAUUCCUGUUGACAUUGGUGACUCACGGUUCCUCUGUAAAAGUUGGUUUGGUCGAAUGCAGUAUCAUGUUUUCCUACUGGACGGAGAGUGUCUGUGGGAGGAUCAAAUGGAGGCAGAGGGAAUUCAGACCCGAGCACAGGAGUUGAACCGCCGUCUCCGCGCCUCCACGGAGUCCUUCUUCUCUCACUUGGUGUCCGUGGUGAUACCAUUUCUGACGGGAAGUAGGCAUGGCCAUGGUACAGGAAGCGGUCCUGAUCAUGUGACCCUGCAUCGAGCAGAGAAUCACAUGACUCUGAGGCUGAAGAGUGAACUGGCUGGACUCCCCUUCUACUGGGAGUUCCACUGCUGCCCGGCCCCGGUGUCUGCUGUGUGUGGGCAGCUGGUGCGCCCCCUCCUGGUGAUGGGUGGGGCAUUGCAGAGGCAGGUGGACAUCUUGUUUAAACUGCUCCAAAGGAAAGACGCAGAGAUCCAGGACUAUCGAGAGAACGGGGCCCAGCUCACCCGAGAACGACUGCAGACCGAACCGUUCCAAGAGGAGGUUUUCAGACAGGACUUCAUGACAAAGGUGCUGCCUUUGCUUCUGGACCAGGAUUCUUCUUUGAACUUCAGCUCAGAUCUCUCGGACCUGUUCUCCUGCAUCGUGUCCCAACUCAAUCCAACCAAACGCAAACGCCAGAACUCAGGACAGGAGGAAGAGGAGGGAGAGAAGGGAGAUGGACCUCUUGUCGAGGAAGAGGAGAAGACUGGACAAAUGAAAGAAGAUGGAAAUGCAGGCAUUGAACCCAGCCAAAAUGAGACACAAACUCCAGUGAAAAAGACUGCAUUACCCAUAAUGCAACAGGCGGCGGCGUCUCCUCUGAGGGCCACAGAACGACCUGCUCCUAAGCCAAAGAAGAAGAAAGUGGGUCUGUUCAGGUGAACAUCGAGAACACACAAAAUGAGGACUGUUUUUAAAGUUUGUUUUUAACUUACUUUUUAGGAAUGAGGCAGUAUAAAGGCUGUGACAAAGUGUUUUAUAUUUAGUGUUUUAGACACAUUUUACAUUUGAAAUAAACGUCAAUUUACUUUGGUGAUUUUAAUGUAGAAAGUAAUAAAUGUGUUAAUAAUGAAUCAUAACUCACCACC